Messenger RNA from Glossina fuscipes, 5342 nucleotides. Its product is annotated as ATP-binding cassette sub-family G member 4. The record is from RefSeq and is a predicted model, not a curated record. Gene Ontology annotation, molecular function: ABC-type transporter activity; ATP binding; ATP hydrolysis activity. Bases 3384 to 5273 code for a protein of 629 amino acids. The transcript has 9 exons. Gene Ontology annotation, cellular component: plasma membrane. NCBI's taxonomy places the organism in Eukaryota, Metazoa, Arthropoda, Insecta, Diptera, Glossinidae.
UUCCUUAUAAAGGCAACAAAAAUUACACAUUUAUUCCAUUCAAGGACAUAUAUUUCUUGGAAACUCGCACAUUGCAAGAUGUCAAACCAUCAAAUGACGUGAUCAGAAAGGGUUAGCUGACUUAACUUACUUCCCAAAAAUAUUACUAUAUUUCUGUUUGCUAAUAAACCCUACAUUUAUGUUAGGGUCUAAAAAAUUGACAUAUGAUUCAUAUUUCUGGCCGCCAAUUUUUUAGCUAAAUUUCUGCUAUGGUUUAAUUUUCGUCAUAAAACAUGCGUUCGCUUUUGGACCAAAACAUAUCGAUGCACCAAAUUAGGUUAAAUACAAGACGGACAGGCGGACAGAUAAAUUUAGAUCAAUCUAGAUUGUGAUCGCGAAUCGUCAAUGAACGGUAUAAUAAAACGGGGGACCUAUCUCAAGUCCUUGUCGACUUGGCCUGCACAAAUUUAAUACACCCUUGUACAUAAUUGGUGUAGGGAGUGUGACAGGAAACAGUGGAGUUAUUCUGCGCGGUUUACAAACGCCUGGCAAACAUAUGAAUGUUAAGGGCUAACUCACAAACAAAUACGUAAUUGUAUGGAAAUUGAUAAUAACUUAUUCUAACAAAAAGGGAAAAUCAGCGCAAAAUCAGUUUGAUUGUUCUCUUCGUUGGUGUAGGCAUAAUUCGAUAGAGAACUUGGUCACUUGCAAAGUGAAAAAUCGUCUUCUUUGAUCAGGUGAAGCAUUGAAAAAUACACUGAGCGAUAACUAGCUAUGAAUUUUACUCGCUACAAUUGAAAUAUUAAUUCAAUGUUGUGAAGAAACGUUUGUGUUUGUGCAAACGGCCCAGAAGGAAGAUAUUGUUGCGAAAACCGCAAAGUUGAUAAAGUAACUUUUGAUGAAAUCUCCUUAGUUCGACAGAAGCAGAAAUUUCGUAAACUGUCGGAAAUAAAGAUUUUGAGUACUUUGUCAUAACUUAAAGGUGCUCAGUUUAGCUUCAGGUGAAUAAAGUUCCCCAGAAAUCCAUUGGGUAAGACGUUUAACACAAAUAUCAGGAUUAAACCUGAUAAUCCUGAUUCAAAAGGUACAUAAGCAGAGUGAGGCAGUCGAAGAGAGAACUCGAAAUGAGAAUUGAAACGUGAUAUGCGAAGAAACAUAUCUUUCAAGAUUAUGUGAGCCGAGCAGAUAGAAAUGUUGUGAAAUUGCAAAACUCUAGCAGUUUUUAGUAGAAUUACUUUUUCCUUGAAACUCUCCAAAUAAUUUCCGUAAAUAAUUCUUAUAAUUUUAAAAACUAAGUCCACAUUCUAUGUUCACAAUCGAAUGAGUCGAAAUUUGAGGGAUUAGAGCAGGAAGCCAUGAAAUUGAAAUAACUAUUUUGCUUAGCAAAGUAUUCAAGCAUGAAAAAUCUGAUGGAGCAAAUUUUGCCAAAAACAUUUGAAACAGAAUUAUACAGUUAUACAUAAGCUUAAGCUUUCUCUAAUAAAUUUUUUUUUGUAUUUUUCUUUUCUGCAUGAGCUUUUGAUUUCUUAAAAAGCCCAAGCAGGCGAGCUCUGCGUAUAAUAACUUUGUUGCUAUCUUAUCGCGUCUUUUAUCUAUUACCGGCUACUUAGCGUGCUUUGUUUGUACUCAGCUGCAGAUACUGAAGCCAGAGGCCAGAAGCAAAUCGCUUUAUGCUUAAAACUUUUUUCAAUCCAUCAGAUUUUUGCAUACUUACAUACAUAUAUAUUACUUUCUUCCCUUGUUCUUAUCCAUAUCUGAAUCGAUAAAUUAUUCUUUAUUGUAUUGAAUUAAGAUUUAAACUGUAAUGAGCUAAGUAAAUCACCGCUUACUUCUCAGAUUAACGCUAUUUAACGCUUUAGUGUAUUCUCCUUUACUCAUCUCUGCAAUCUUUGUUAUUCAUCGAAAUUAGCAAAACGAUUUUUCGUUUCAUAAAAUCAACCAAAAUUGAACACAAACUGAUGUAUUCAACUUGGCAGUAGUUGUUAUGUUGGCUUACCAACGUCUGCAUAAUAGAACCUGUUCACACUGAUCACUUUUUUUGCUUUUUACUAUACACAGUUCGCAAUUCUUUGGUUUUGGUUUUUUAAACGUUAAAAACUAACCCAGAAAAGACAAAAAUAGCAACUCAGAUGAGAAAGCUCCAGCUCAAUCAAGUUAAGAGAAGCAGAAGUAAACACAUUGUAGUCGGGUAAGAUGUGUGUUAUUAAAUACCCUACUAUCCAUUUCGCCUAAAAAAAAAAUCAUUCUUUUUGUGUGAGAUGAAGUAUCAAGAAAUGUACCUAAAUUCCGAGUAAAAUCAAGCUCUUGUCCUUUAUAUAGGAAACGGCCCAGAAGUGUGAUGUAGCGAAAUUUAUUGAAACUAAUCUUCUUGUUAAAGACUUAAUUCAUUCACAUAUUUUGCUCAUAAAGUAUUAGAAUCUAGUCUUUAUUGCCAUACAACGGCUUAUUCUUCACGAAUAUCCCUACACGAUCUAUGCGAUCCAAAUUUGCUACAAUUAAUUUUUAGCUCAAUCUGACUUAAACUUGUUAUAAUGGUUGCUUUUUACAUUCAAUUCCUAACAUGAACCAGGAGUUCUUUUGUCAUAGGGAAGAUGACAGGAGAGGAAGUUGUAAACAUCAGCUCAUCCGCCUUCAAAUCUUUCGUAUCACUUCAGUACACCGAAAUAAUAUUACUCAGCGAUUUUCCUUUAGAAAUUGUGGAAAUUGCCACUUUUUUCCUAAGAUGAUGGCUGUUUCGAAAUGGGGAGUGAUCGAGAAGAGAGAAUCGAGUUUUGAUACCGUUCGUCACUAGAUCCAGAACAUGUCAGUAUAACAAAUUUUCGUCGAUAUAUCUCGAAAAAUGCGAUUCCCUAGUUUGAAUAGAAAAGUUCAUUGACAGCUAAAUCCCUUCCGAAAAGGUAAACUCAACUUAAGCCUUUCUGAUUGUUACAUACAUCCACGCUAAUUUAAUAUACCUUGCAACCACAGGCGGCGUCGAAUAUAAAAAAGCUAAAGCUUUUAACGAUAACAACAAGUGUAUCGCCUUUCAAUUUAAUGCGAUCACUACUUAAUCAAAUGAAUUUUGGAAAUGAAAUUAUUUAGUUACUUCUUUACUCUCGCUUAAAUCCGAAGCAAUAAUUUACUUAUUGUUUUCAAAUUAAAAAACAAAUGUUAUCAUAAAAGUACAAAGAAGACAAUAUUACAUUGUAAUGAUGCUAUAAACAAACAAAGGAAAAUAAAAUUUUUGUUAAUUUAAAACAAAGCUAUGCCUGCAGUAAUCGCAUAGUAUUGAAGCAUUUAAACUAUAUUAUAUAUAUAUAUAUGUGUAUUGUGCAUGUGCUCGUUUGUAUGUCGGUGAUUGCGGUUUAUAGUUAAUUUGUUUUUUGGUUGUAUUUUUUUUUUUUUUUUUUUUUUUUUUUUAAAUAAUGAUCGAAAAUAUUGAAAAUAUAUCAUCAAAUGAUCACAAAACUGAUUUAUUGAACGAUGCCAUUAUAUCCAUACCCAACACCACGAUGGCGAAUGUGCCAAAGUUUAAUUUGCAAGAUCUUCAUUUAAACUAUCACUUCGUUAAUGUGAGCUACAGCGGCAAGCAAAAUCGGUCAAAAACUGUGGAAAUAUUAAAAGAUGUUUAUGGUCAAUUUAAUUCGGGGCAACUUACCGCAAUCUUGGGUCCGUCCGGGGCCGGCAAAACGUCUCUAAUGAAUGUUUUGUCCGGUUUCAAAACUAUUGGCGUGACAGGUACUGUUCAAAUAAACGGGCAAGAGCGACAAUUAAACGAGUUUCGUAAAAUGUCCGCAUAUAUACCGCAAAAGUUUGCGAUGCUGGAUCUAUUAACUGUACAAGAAACUUUAAAAGUUUCAGUGGAUUUGAAAUUACCCAAGAUAAAGAAAACGCUAGAAAAAGCAAAAAUCAUCGAUGCCAUUUUGGAGUUACUUAAUUUGGAGAAUAGUAGAAAAACACUGGUGCGUAAUUUGUCGGGCGGCGAAAGAAAACGUCUAUCAAUAGGUGUUGAAUUAGUUACCAAUCCGCCCAUUAUGUUUUUUGAUGAACCUACCAGUGGUUUAGACAGCGUGGCCAGUUUGCAAAUCAUAACGCAUUUACGUAGAUUGGCCCAAGGUGGUCGAAUGAUAAUCUGUGUCGUACAUCAACCCAGUUCCAAAUUGAUGCGAUUAUUCGACAACGUGUUGGUGAUGGCCGGCGGAGAAGUCUUGUAUUCGGGUUUACAAAAUGAAAUGAUUGAGAGAUUUGAGAUAUUCGGUUUCCAAUGCCCACAAUAUUAUAAUCCAGCUGACUUUGUUCUAGAGGUAGCCAGCGAACGUGCACAUAAUUGUAAAAAUAUUGUUAAGCUAAUAGAGCAGAAUAAAAGUAUACAUAGCCUAUUGCGGUCAGAAGGUGCUAUUGAUCAAGUCAAUGAGACGACGGAUCUUUUAACUAAGAUUAAGUUGGAUAACUCAGCUGUUGCGUCACAAUUUUCUGAAAGUAAUUUAUGGCAUCAAUUUGCAAUAUUGGUUAAUAGAUCGGUCUUAUCGAUGUCUAGAAAUAUGAUGGCGGUACAAUUGCGCGUUAUAAGCCAUGUAAUCGUGGCAUUACUAUUGGGUAUAGUAUUCUGGCAAAUAGGUGAUGAUGGGAGCAAAGUUUUAAGCAAUGUCUCUUGCAUAUUCUUUGUGGUAUUGUUUGUCUUUUUUGGUAACGCUAUGCCUUCAAUUUUUCUCAGCUCUGAAGAUACAGAAGUUUUUAUACGCGAACAUUUAAAUGGUUGGUAUUCAAAAAAAGCCUACUACAUGGCUAAGAUAAUAGCUGAUUUGCCCGUGCAAUUUAUAUGCCCAACCAUAUUAUUGACAAUUGUGUAUUUUAUGACGGGCCAACCAUGCGAUAUUGGACGUUUCGUUAUGUGUUGGGGUAUAAGUUUGCUCAGCGCCAUCAUUGGGCAUUUCAUGGGUUUAGUGUUUGGCAGUGCUUUUGGUCUGCAGAUAGGCAUAUAUUUAGUUCCUGCCGUUACGAUACCUAUUAUGAUAUUUUCUGGAUUUUUUAUACGAAUUCACGAAGUCGCUGAUGUACUACGUCCUUUGUGUGAUUUGUCAUUUUUCCGUUACACCAUGGAAGCCUUCCUGCGGGCUUUAUAUGCUUAUGAACGUCCCUUUCUAAAGUGUACAGAUAAAUUUUGUUAUUAUAAAAAUCCCAGUAAAUUUCUUAAUGAUUACGGCAUGUCCGGUAAUUUAUAUGGUAUCGACUUUUGUGCAUUAUUAUUGUGGAUAGCAGUAUUAAACGUAUUAUUUUUUAUAAGCUUAUUAUGGCGUGUGAAAAAGGCUCAAUAAAAUACAUUAUAAGGGUAAUUAACAAAAUUAGCGGAUAUUAGGGAAAUUAUUGUAAAUAAUAUAAGUUUU